CUACUCCUCCACGAUACAAUGCUGUAGCGGGUAGAGGCGAGCUGAGUCCGGAUAGCGUGCAACAUUUGGGGUCGACAAGCGGAAGCCAUGGCGGGCGAGCGAGCCGGAGGAGAUAACCUGGGCCACAGAAAGGUGGAUGACGUUUCCCUCUCUGAUUGUGGAGCAGUGGAGUGGCGGCCUCCCCACGCCUGCUCUCCACUACUGUCGAGCGGUGACCCGCGUCGCUGUGCAAGUGCAGAAGGGUGGACAAUCCCCGACCGUGUUCCGCGAUCGAGCUCCGUGAUUUCCGCCCCGGCAUCUCAAGGUGAUCGGACCGAGGUGGGCAUCGGGGUCCCCGGGUCCGGGUAUUCCACUACGACAGAUACACAAAUGCGGCGCGCGACAUCUUCAGCAUCCUCAACAUCCAUCAUGAUCAGAAACGGCGCGCGCGUGCUGCGAACGACAAGACUGCGACAACUCGGGCUGGCGGUGGCGGCACGGCCACGACUUGUGUGCUCCCCCCGCCAGCUCCAGCCCGCUCUCCACACAUACUCGAGCACUGCGGCGGCGGUUGCCCCUACACAAACAACGGCGAAGGCAGCCGACCCCUCCAAUCCGCUCAACCUGCUCACACCCGAAGAAUGCGAGGCGCUCCUCACCGCCCCCGGCAGCCCAUAUGAGCUCGAGAUGCGCGAAGUAGCUGGGCGCAAGCUCAAGGCGUGGAAGCACACGCCGCGCGACUUUGCGACAUUUAUCCGCAGCAAUAUGGAGCGAUGGGCCGACCGCGAGUUGCUGAACACGCCAAUUGCCGCCCCCGAGCCCUUCGAGGCGCGCGAGAGCGUAACCUUUGGUGAGGCGUAUGAGCGUGCAGCGACGAUCGCCGCGCUGCUCCGCGAGCGCGGAAUUGGCGUCGGCGACCGCGUGGCUGUCGGAGGCGUCAACUCGACCGGAUGGGUCGUGUCCUGUCUGGGCGUGCAACUGCUCGGCGCUGUACCUGUUCUCCUAAACAACGGGCUCGUAGGGGAAAGCCAGGUGCACUGCCUCAAGCUCACGUCACCCAAGUUUGUGCUUGUCGACGACAAGCUCGCGGCACAGAUUGGGACGGAGAAGAUCGAGGGCGUCGGGCCAGUCUGGUGCUGGGGCCCGACAGGGCAUCUGAGCGCCGAGGUGCAGGAGGCUGUGACGGAAAUAUCCAGCAUGCAAGCUAGACCGCAGCUCGUGGCGAGCGUGAAAGCCGGCGAGGGUCUUGAAAACCUCGGGCCCGACAGCGACAGCAUUGUUUUCUUCACGUCGGGCACGACGUCGCUGCCCAAGGGCGUGCUGGUGACUCAACACCAGGCGCUGCACAUCAUCCACUCGUCGACGUAUCAGAACGCGCGGACGACGCUGCGUCUUGGAGCUCCCGUCUCCGAGGCGCUCAAGGCAUACGACCCCAAGCCCGACGGCGUCGCCAUGCUUUCCAUUCCCCUCUUCCACGUCCAAGGCACACUAACAUGGCUCAUGGUCGCGCUGCACAACGGCUCCAAGCUCGUCUUCCUGCGCCACUGGUCCGUCCCGACCGCCGUCAAGCUCAUGGUGGAGCACCGCGUGGGCCGCAUUGGUGGUGUGCCCGCCAUCCCCGCCGCCAUCCUUGCGUCACCAGACCUCCCCGCCGACUUUGAGCUUGCGUCGACGACAUACGGCGGUGCAACUCCCCCCAGCGAUCUCGCGCAACGUCUCGUCAAGCGCUGGCCGAAGAUGCUCCCUGGCACAGGGUGGGGGAUGACAGAGACGAGCGCGUUCCACACCGGCUUCAACGGGCAGGAGUACCUUGCCAAGCCACAUGGCGCGGGACAAGCUCUCCCCGUGACGGAGAUCAAGGUUGUUGAUCCCCAGACACGGAAAGAGCUCCCGGCUGGCGAGGUCGGGCUCCUUCUUGCCCGCGGCCAGAACGUCAUGAAGGAGUAUGUCAACAACCCCAAGGCGACGGCCGAGACGAUCGACGCCGACGGGUGGCUCGACACGGGCGACCUCGCAUUCAUCGACUCCUUCGGGGACCUGCACAUGUCCGACCGGGUGAAGGACAUCAUCAUCCGCGGCGGCGAAAACAUCCCCUCGGCGGAGGUGGAGCGUGUGCUCCUCGCCGACCCACGCAUCGCCGAGGCGUCGGCCGUCAGCGUGCCGUGCGACAUCAUGGGCGAGCGUGUCGGCGUGGCCGUCAGCCUCGCGCCCGGCGUGAGCCGCGAAGACGCGACGCCGCUCAGCAUCGCGCAGGCUGCAUGGCCCAAGCUCCGAUACUGCGCGCGCCCGGAUAUCGUCAUGGUUCUCGACCAGCUGCCAUGGAACCCGAGUCAGAAAGUGCUCAAGGGCGAGGUGAAGAAGAUCCUCGGCGCAGAGUGGGAGCGCGUCGGCCGCAAGCCGCUCGUGGAUAGCCGCGACGCCAAGGCGCGGCAGUAGAUUAUCACAAGUAACUACGAGCGGAAGGCACGGUUGGGAUGUCCUUUGGACGGCGAGGCGGUCAUAUGCAUUGCACUGUAAGGUUG
Molecule: messenger RNA, 2501 nt
Organism: Cutaneotrichosporon oleaginosum
Lineage: Eukaryota; Fungi; Basidiomycota; Tremellomycetes; Trichosporonales; Trichosporonaceae
Biological process (GO): secondary metabolic process
Molecular function (GO): CoA-ligase activity
Source: RefSeq, a predicted model, not a curated record